CCAAACCACCUAUAAUCACGAGGUCCAACAAGGAAGCGUCUGCUGCUGUCCCGAGGAUCUUGUUAUCGCUUGAAAAGCUGAUUAUUCUCACUACUUACAGACAACAACAAACGCCAAAUUGCUUUUCUUUUAUUAUCUUCUCAUUGACUUCGAGAACUACCGUUUCUUUGCUUAAAACAUAAUCUUCGAUAUAAUCGCUCCAAUAUGUCUUCUGAGGAGUUUGAAAAGCUGCAUGAGAUAUACAAAUCUCUAUAUGACGAAGUGAAGCUGAUGCCUGAACGAGCGCAGAGGUGCCAGGGAGAGGAAAGGAAGAGGAUUGUCAGGGACUUUGAUGAGCGUGUUUCAGAGGCUGAAGAAAUGCUUCAGGGCUUGGAACAGGAGCUGUUUGGUGCUCCAUCAUCCUUCCGAACCCCCAUGUCAACAAAGAUUCGUCUGUACCGGCGAGAUCUGGCCAAACUGCAGAGAGAAAUACGCCUCUCAGCAACACCAGGGUUUUCUAGUCACAUUGGAGAUGGCAGUCAAGGGAUUUAUGCCUCUCAGAAUGACCAGAGUACUCAUCUGCAGUCUCAGCGUGCUUUGCUUAUCCAGGGGACAGAGUCUCUAAAUAAUGCGUCAAAGAGUAUUGAGCGAAGUCAACGGAUUGCGGCAGAGACAGACCAGAUUGGCACAGACAUCAUUGAGGAGCUCGGAGAACAGAGAGAACAACUGGACCGCACCAGAGACAGAUUGGUUCACACUGGUGAGAACCUGAGCCGCAGCAGGAAAAUCCUGCGCGCAAUGUCCAGACGACUGGUGACAAACAAAUUGCUACUAUCAGUCAUUAUCAUCAUGGAGCUGGCCAUCUUGGCAGGGGUGGUUUACUUGAAGUUCUUUCGCAGUAGGCAAUGAGACACACAAGACUGUAUAAGACUUCACUUUUCCCUCUUCUUAUUUCUGAUGAUCACGGGUGUCUGGCCCAAUGACAGUGUGCUGGAUGCUUUUGUGACUGUGAGUGUCACAUGGACGUGUAUGGGUGGUUAUUUUAAGCGCUAAACUGUAUUAGCGUAAGUACCGCUCUCAAGGUGAAAAGAAGAUGGUGACCAUGUCACAUUCAGACUGCUGGAGGAUAAGGACCUGUACAAAGAUGGCGUGAUAGGUUUACCCCAUUUUUAGCUGUCUUGAACAAGGUGCCAUAUCUAGUGGAUGUAUGGAUAGACAGUGACAAAGGAGUGACAAAUAAUAUAUAUGCAACCUGUCUGCAUUUUACACACCUCAAUCAUUUUAAAGUGAUGGAUCACUCAAAAAUGAUAAUUCUGUUGUCAUUUACUCACACUAAUGCUGUUCCAAACCUUUCAUUGUUCAUGCAAGUGAAAGUCAAUGGGGUCCAAAACAGCACUGAACCCUGCUGACUUUCAUUGUAUGUAGAAAAAUUAAUUCUUCAAAAUGUCUUCUUUUCUCACAGGCUGGGAAUGACAUGAGGGUAAGUAAAUGAGUAAAUCAUGACAGAUUUUUCAUUUCUGAGCGAACUGUCCCUUUAAGUAAUACUGAACUUGUAACAAAAUGAAUUACAUUGUGUAAUAGACUUUUCUGUGACAAGUGUUAACGUGGCAUUAAAGGUAACAGCUCUUGGGUUU
Onychostoma macrolepis is the source of this 1613-nucleotide messenger RNA. It is a transcript of the gene vti1b, whose product is annotated as vesicle transport through interaction with t-SNAREs 1B. Bases 205 to 888 code for a protein of 227 amino acids. The record is from RefSeq and is a predicted model, not a curated record. Gene Ontology annotation, biological process: intra-Golgi vesicle-mediated transport; retrograde transport, endosome to Golgi; intracellular protein transport. Lineage: Eukaryota; Metazoa; Chordata; Actinopteri; Cypriniformes; Cyprinidae. The transcript is spliced from 6 exons. Gene Ontology annotation, molecular function: SNARE binding; SNAP receptor activity. Gene Ontology annotation, cellular component: ER to Golgi transport vesicle membrane; endoplasmic reticulum membrane; SNARE complex.